Durusdinium trenchii is the source of this 1311-nucleotide messenger RNA. The record is from the annotation of a GenBank genome assembly. NCBI's taxonomy places the organism in Eukaryota, Dinophyceae, Suessiales, Symbiodiniaceae.
AUUCGUUGAAGUCGUGUUUUCCAAAUUGACCAAAUCCUCUCCACAUACAACAAAGGAACACGCCUGCAGCUUCACCACAUGUUCACGCCUGCAGCUGUUUCCAACUUUCGAAAGGGGUUGUUGAACUGGUGAGGCCCAUGGUAGCACAAAGUCUGCUGAACCAUGGCCUUGAAACCAGCCUGGUUCGCAGAUGUUGGUGGCCAGACCGAUUCUGCGGCGAGUCCUCAGCUUGCUCUGACAUGCGCAGCUUGUGGGAGAAUGCGGAGAAGGUCGACCGUUUGCCUCCACCUGGUGCGUGUGAGAAUCCAAAGUACAUUAUGACUGGAAGUCGAGACCGCUAUGGGUUCAUGAAGAGAGGGCGACUGGACAGCUUGUCCUUCCCUUCUGAGGAGUGGCACAAAUGCUGCAUGAUCAACGAUGGCAAGAAAAUGCUUUGUGAAGAUGUCAGUGCGAUGCCCUUCUCGGAACUCAUAAACCAGCAUCAUGGGAUGUGUGGCACCCACGCUUGUAUGGGAGCAGAUGAACGCUGUUUGCAUGUAGAUCAUCAAGAGGAGGAACUUACGAGCCCAAAGAAGGGGCAGUGUCCUGGCUCCUGCAGCAGCGAUUGCAUUCGCUCCUCGGAGCGAUUGGAGUGCAUCCACCUAGGUAUGACAACUCAGGAAGGAGGCACAGAGGGAGAUGAUGCGCAAUAUGUUCGCAACGAGUUCAACCAGCCUGAGAAAUACGAAGUCUUCUCCUUGUCGAUGCCUAGCAUGCUUGGUUUCUGGAACAGACCGGGCCAAAGGUCGAGAUAUCACCAACAUAUUGCCUGGGAUCAUUUUCUGACAAUGUCAUAGCAAAGCUUCGGUUCAUCCAUUUCUCAAUGCGAUGGAAAAGAGUUUGCUGCGGCAGCGCGCAGGAGAACAGCAGGCUCACCAUGUGCCAAGCCGAAAAUGUUUUGUAGUUGAGCGAUUUGCUUGCGAUGACGGAAAUGCUUGACAACCUCCAAGUUUUGUCAACGAUGGGCACAUGGAAUGGCUCUCAUGGCCGGUGUUCCUUUGUUAAACGCACUUGUAUAAGUUUCUUCCCAUACCCAUACUUCCCGUGGUUGAGCUCGUGGGGCCCGUUGUCCUGGAGGGUACGGGUGUGUGCUCAAAACUGUUACGCCGUUGUUUUGCAAUCCUUUGAGUGCAUGGGUACUUGUGAAUAUCUACGAACGUUACAACAGUUCUUGGAUUUAGAUCUUGGGAAGAUUUCUCCGCUGGUGCUUGUAUCAGCUCUUUUCCACAUCAAAAUCGCAAGGUUUGCGCAUGAGAGGGUAUCUUACAUACA